Messenger RNA from Nelumbo nucifera (sacred lotus), 2481 nucleotides. NCBI's taxonomy places the organism in Eukaryota, Viridiplantae, Streptophyta, Magnoliopsida, Proteales, Nelumbonaceae. The record is from RefSeq and is a predicted model, not a curated record.
GCGGUUUAGCGGUCGAGGGUCUAGACUAUGUAAUGAACAUCCCUGGUUUUGAUUUGUUUUUUUGGAACCGGCGACAAGAAAAACAGUUCACGUAGUAGAACGCCCCUUAACUCCGCUUAACUUUGUUCAACCCUUGGAUUCCCCUUAACCUCCAUUUCGACGUUUCUACUUUGUCAAAGAAGAGUUCAACGUUGGUUUCGAGUUCAAAAUUCCACCAAAAGUUGUUAUUGUUGCCCUUUCAUGGAAGAUUUGCAGAGUGCUCUUGCAGCUCGUGGUCUCACUGUUUCUACACUUCCAGAAAAAGGUCGUUGUCUCGUAACUACCAGGGACUUCUCAUCAGGAGAUGUGAUUAUAAGUCAAGAACCUUAUGCCUCUGUACCAAAUAACUCUCCUGUAAGUUCAAGAUGUGAUGGCUGUUUUGCAUCAAGCAACCUCAAAAAAUGUUCAGCUUGUCAAGUUGUCUGGUAUUGUGGGAGCACAUGCCAGAAAUCAGAGUGGAAGUUGCAUCGUCUUGAAUGCCAAGUUCUCCUUGGACUUGAUAAUGACAAACGAAAGUCAAUUACACCAUCUAUUCGUUUGAUGGUGAAACUGUACUUAAGAAGAAAAUUGCAAGGUGAUCAGGCCAUUCCAGCUACUGCUACAGAUAACUACAGUUUGGUGGAGGCAUUGGUGUCUCACAUGUCCGAUAUUGAUGAGAAGCAGCUGGUUCUAUAUGCACAGAUGGCUAACCUUGUCAACCUGAUACUUCAGUGGCCUGAUAUCAACAUAAAAGAAAUUGCAGAAAAUUUUUCUAAGCUUGCAUGCAAUGCCCAUACAAUCUGUGAUAGUGAGCUGAAACCUUUAGGGACAGGACUAUAUCCUGUAGUUUCCAUUAUUAAUCAUAGCUGCUUGCCCAAUUCAGUGUUGGUAUUUGAGGAAAAGAUGGCAGUGGUUCGUGCUGUCGAGCCUAUUCCUAAAGGUACAGAGGUGUUGAUAAGUUACAUAGAGACUGCUGGAAGCACUGCAACUCGGCAAAAAGCUCUCAAAGAACAAUACCUUUUUACAUGCACAUGUUCCCGCUGCAUAAAAGUUGGCCUGAAAGAAGACAUUCAAGAAAAUGCAAUCUUGGAAGGCUAUAGAUGUAAGAAUGAUAUGUGCAAGGGUUUCUUGCUUCGUGAUUCUGAUAACAAAGCAUUUAUAUGUCAACAAUGUGGACAUGUUAGGGAUAAGGAAGAAAUAAGAAAGAUUGCAAGUGAAGUUAAAUCACUGUCUGACAAGGCAUCUAUUUCUCUAUCUUCUGGAAAUUAUCUGGAAGCUAGUUCUAUGUACAAGACUAUAGAGCAACUUCAAAUGAAACUCUCUCAUUCACUUUCAGUCAAUUUGAUGCGAACUCGAGAAACUCUUCUCAAGAUUUUGAUGGAACUGAAGGACUGGAGAGGAGCAUUACACUAUUGCAGACUAACCAUUACAGUUUAUCAAAGAGUAUAUCCAGCAAUUCAUCCUUUGCUUGGACUACAAUACUAUACUUGUGGGAAACUUGAAUGGUUACUUGAGGAAACAGAAAAUGCCAUCGAGUCACUUACCAAGGCUAUAGAUAUAUUGCGAAUUACUCAUGGGACAAAUACACCAUUCAUAAAGGAGCUGCUUCUCAAGCUGGAGGAGGCACGUGCAGAAGCUGCUUACAAAACCAGAUCUGCCAAAUCAUGGGAUUGACUAGUAUUGAUCUCUUCUCCCCAUCAGACGUUGUUGAGAAAAGGGAUACUUGCAGAGUUUGUUUGUGCAUUCGCUCCCUCUCAAAGAAAGCAAGGACUGACAGGUUCCGCAUUUUGAUGUCAUUAGUGAUGCCUACUGAUAUGGUUGGAUUAAUCCGCAGAAGCAUGGAGCAAUCACAGUGUAGCUCUUCAAGUUCUGCUAGUUGCAGUCAAUCCAUGGAAUCAAGAGUAAAUCACAGGUGUUGGCAGAAUGUGAAUUGGUAAAACUUCCAUGUCCAUCGUCAAACUGGAAAUAUUUAGUACUUAAGAUGGGGCUUACUAGAUCAGAACUCCCAGGAAUUGCAUGGUUGUUGAGAAGCUCCCCUACUCUUGAGACACUUGAAUUAAGUUUUGGCCAUUAAAAUUUUUCGAAGGUCUGUGCAUAGGAUCUCAUUUUGGACCUUAUUUUGAAGACUGGAAACGGGAGACGUUUUUCCCUGGUCUAGCAUACCAUCUUAAGAUUGUUAAUAUAAUUGGCUUUACGGGGAACUCCUAUGAGGUAGAAUUGGUGGAGUUCCUGCUUAAGAAUGCAUUAGUCUUGGAGAAGAUUGUAUUUUGCAGCCUAAAGGAACAUCAGAGUGGUAAAAUGUUUUCUGAGAUGAUUUUGAGUUUUCCAAGAGGCUCUGCAAGUGCAGCAAUUGUAUUCAUUUGAGAAAUAUUAUGAUUAGUCGUUGUAAUGAGAUGCAUGGUGUAUUUAAUUGGUAAAUUCCUGCUUCUAGUUAUUGCAGGUUUGGUUUUGCAUUCCUGGUUA